AUGGCGGAAACCAGAUCCAACACGAUGGAGGAACGCCAAGUCCAGGGUCAACCUCAGCACUUGCCCACAAAUCUAGACCAAUGGAGCAAGCUGCCAGCUUCGCCCACAGCGCGGCGCGGAUGGCGCCCCCCGUCUCUCUCCCCGCAGCGGCUCGGCACGUCGGCGCGUCCGACUGCUGCUCCGUCGACUGAUGGCGAGGCAGGGCCUCGGACGCCGUCCACUCCAGGAGAGGGACAGGUGGCCACCCAGUAUGCCCCUCUUUCUCCUCCGUCCUCCCCGGCGUUCUCGGGCUCCGGCUCCUGGCUGACUUUUCUCGUCCCAACCGCGUCGGUCUCUCUCUCUGUCCCCGUUUUGCUCGUUGUUGGAUUUGCACCCUUCUUCUGCAUGAUCCUGUUCAUCGUGGGACUUCACAACGUCCUGCUGGCCAUGCUCAUGAUGCACUGGCUGUGCAUGGUGCUCGUCCCGCUCCUGUAUAUUUACGUGGUGGAGCGUUCAUUCGAUUAUUAUCGACAUGUGUGGAAAAUUCAGCGUUGUCGGUUUCGACGCCAGUGGCCCUGGGCAGGCGCCUGCUGUCUCCUCGCCCUCGGCGGGCUGUACGCCGCCUUUGUGUGUGCGAAGGCUGUGGGCGGAUCCUGGUUUGCCGGCGUCCUGGAAGGCGCGCGCGUCAAUUGUCUGUCUGAAGGCCUCGCCCUUCCGUCUCCGCUUCUCCUCCUCGCAGGUAUUUACUUCUUUCUCGUCAAUCCUAUCGUCGAAGAAUGGUUUUGGCGAGUCUUUCUCUACCGUGAAUUCGGCGGCGCCGUCUUUGUCUCGGCCCCAAAUGGUGUCCUCUACAUGCGCGAGUCAGACCCUCUCCUGCUGUCCUGGUGCAUCCAGUCGCGCGACGCGGCAGACGCCUCAGCGAACGUCGGAUCCACGGCUGUGGCGAUCCCCCUGACGUCUGAUGAUCCGUCUCGCCCGGCCUCGCUCGCUCUGUCUCCUUCCCGGCUCCGCUCCGCUUUCCAGGAGCCGCAGGCUUCUGGACAGUUCCUCACCGCCGCGACCAUGGAGCGGGCGAUCGCGGCAACCGCAGUCGAACAGGGCCCAAGCGAGCCUCUGGGGCAGACGGAGAAGGACGACAGGGGGGGCGGCCGCCAGAAGCAGGCAACGACGCCAGAGAACGAAUCUCUCUCUGGCCUGCGCCCGCGGGGAGUGAGUGGUUGCAGCGAGACGGAAACGGGCCAGAAAGCGGCCUCGGGAGACACCCCCGUUUCGCCUGCUUCCGCGUGCGUUGGGACGCAGUGUGCAGACGUCGGGAGACGCAUACAUUAUUUAGGCGAAAGCUGUGGGUUCGUGCCUGCAGACGCGUCUGGGAGUGCGGGGCUCCCGCGGGCAGACUGCCUCACCGAUCACGCAGAGACGGAAGGAACCCGGCGAGGAGAGCUACGGAUUUUGCCGGAGACGAUCGACGAAGAAGAUCCGGAAACAUGUCCCUCGCCCACGGCUCCGGUCAUGACACACGUCGCACCUGGCGUCCUGCAAGUCGACGUGCGUCUCUCCGCCGCCGGCCAAGCCAUGCUUUCGUUCUUUUACGCUUCGUACCAUGCCGUCGUCUUCAGCACAACUGUCGGCUUAGUGUACGGUUUUGUCGCUCUUCCCUGUGUUGCGGCGCUCGGCCUCCUCCUCACGUUUUUCCGCAAUAGCAGUCGCUUUGGCAUUCUUUCCGGCGUCUUCACUCACGUCGGUGUCGACGCCGCGGUCGUCGCGAUUCUCGCCGAUGUCCUUCAGUUCCUCUGA
Neospora caninum is the source of this 1773-nucleotide messenger RNA. RefSeq lists its product as hypothetical. The transcript has 2 exons. The record is from RefSeq and is a predicted model, not a curated record. Lineage: Eukaryota; Apicomplexa; Conoidasida; Eucoccidiorida; Sarcocystidae. The coding region runs from base 1 to 1773 and encodes 590 amino acids.